Messenger RNA from Exophiala dermatitidis NIH/UT8656, 549 nucleotides. RefSeq lists its product as uncharacterized. The record is from RefSeq and is a predicted model, not a curated record. The transcript is spliced from 3 exons. The coding region runs from base 1 to 549 and encodes 182 amino acids. Lineage: Eukaryota; Fungi; Ascomycota; Eurotiomycetes; Chaetothyriales; Herpotrichiellaceae.
AUGUCUAUGCCAACCACUCGCCGCGUCGUGACAGACCAUGAUUCCAACGGGAAGGCCAUCUUCACCAGCGACCAGACGCUGGUCCCGGCCAAUCCUCUUGACCCUGCAGGAAAUCCUUCUACGGGCAUCAUCCCCGGCUUUACAAACUUAUACAAGACAGAUGGCAUUCCAGCCAAGGCCCAAACCCCCUUCGUCGACGUACACGGCAAGAAGAUUGGCCUCGUCGACCCAUCGGGUGUGUUUUGUAGGAUUGUUGACUUCCCUGCGGUGGGCGAUUUCGAGGACGAUGUCAACUUUAUGCACCGCACGCAAAGCGUGGACUUCGGAGUGGUCCUCAAGGGCACCAUCAAGUUGAUCCUCGACGACGGAUUGGAGACGACCAUGAACGAAGGUGAUGUCGUGGUGCAAAGAGCUACCAUACAUGCUUGGAAAAACGUGAGCACGGAGAAUUGUCGUAUGUUGUUUGUUCUGGUGCCGUCAGAGCCAGUUGUCAAUGAGAGCACGGGUGAAAUCCUUCAACCGACUCCCACACCGCAUCUAGAAGAAUAG